Molecule: messenger RNA, 426 nt
Organism: Cavenderia fasciculata
Lineage: Eukaryota; Evosea; Eumycetozoa; Acytosteliales; Cavenderiaceae
Product: putative zinc finger protein
Exons: 2
Coding region: 1-426 (141 amino acids)
Molecular function (GO): zinc ion binding; DNA binding
Source: RefSeq, a predicted model, not a curated record
AUGGAAGGCGACUCUACUCAAAAAUCAUCAACUCCAGUACCAUGUGCUAAUAAUUGCGGUUUCUUUGGUAACCCAUUGACAGAAAACUUUUGUUCAAAGUGUUACAGAGACAUAAAUGCCUUGAAAAAGGUAACCGAAAAACCACCAGCUGAAGUAAACAGACCUGAAGAACCAAAGGAACAACCCAUUGAAGGCAUUACAGAAGACCAAGUUGCCAAAAAGGUUCAAGUCGACACAACAAAAUGUUUUAACUGCUCAAAGAAAGUUGGUUUAUUAGGAUUCAAGUGUAGAUGUGAUUAUGUAUUUUGUUCAGCUCAUAGAUAUUCCGAUAAGCACGACUGUAGUUUUGAUUACAAAUCGGCUGGUAAGGCUGCUCUAGCUAAAGCAAACCCUAUCGUUGCCGGGUCCAAAAUUCACAAAAUAUAA